CAUUUUUCACUCAUUUCGUCUCGUGACAGAAAAUAAGUUCACACAGCCCUUCCCAUUGAGCAUCGAAGAAGCAUUUACAGCUUCGUGACCGGCUGCAUUAUGACGAAGGCCUGUGCGCCUACUGUCUGUAUCGUGGGAGGCGGCCUUAGCGGGAUUAUGCUUUGUCGAGCUUUCGAACGAAGGCGUCAGGAGCUUUUAUUAGAGCGAGCAGAAUAUGGUAAAAAGAACGACAAGCCGUCAACACAUCUGGAUAAUUUGCCAAUUUUGACGUGUUUCGAAAAGGCUGCAGCUUCAGACGGUGUUUGGCUCAGGAAAAAUAGCAUCAGAGAAAGCUUUCAUAAACAGCAACCACAGCCCAAAAUGAACGACGAUCUCCGGUCUACUCGACUCCCCCUUAACAUCGAAUUCUAUGAUCAUCCAUACGACGAAUAUUUCGGCACUGCCGCACCUGAAUACCUUCCUCAUAGUGAGAUGUUGCUCUCUGUUCUGGCACAAGGCACCGCUCGUUGUGCCGACUUUUGGCUUCGGUACUUUUGCUUUGGUAUGGAAGUAGUAAGCGUCGUGUACAACGAGCAAUCGCAAAAGUUUGCUGUCCAAAUCAAAAACGUUCAAACUAAUGCAACCAUUGUUCGCCAUUUUGACAAAUGCAUAUGGGCUUGCGGUGAAACCAGAGCCCCAAAUAUUUCGACCUCUUUGCGACGCAGUUUUAUUGACGGGGACUUUGCGGACAACAUUAUUGACAAUAAAUCAAAUGAAGCAAGGUGGGUGGAUAAGGGUCUGCGCGAUAAACGGAUGCUGAUAGUCGGCGAACAGAUAACAACCGAAGACUUGGCACUAGAAGGACUUAAGAUAGGAGUCGAACAAAUAUAUAUCAGCAUUCGGUGCAAGCCACCGUCGUUUUUUGACACAACGGCUCGGUCGACCAAAAAGGAUCAAGCGCUAUGGAAGCAGAAUAUGAUAGAAGUAACGGAGAAAAGAAAAUGCAUUUGUUUUACUCGCGUUUGCAGGGACUGGCCCCAGACUUGCACGCAAUGCGAGGGAAUCGAACGUAAACUACGGAACGUAAAGAAUGCAAUCAUUUGCACUGAGGAUAAUCUCAGCAAACUCGACAAUCCGCUACGAGACCACCUACCAUUUUGGGACAAUGGCCAAAAAGUGUUCUCUUCUGAUGACUGGAUUGUUGUUUAG
This is a messenger RNA of Phaeodactylum tricornutum CCAP 1055/1, 1188 nucleotides long. RefSeq lists its product with no specific name. The record is from RefSeq and is a predicted model, not a curated record. The transcript has a single exon. Lineage: Eukaryota; Bacillariophyta; Bacillariophyceae; Surirellales; Neidiaceae. Bases 100 to 1188 code for a protein of 362 amino acids.